Phaeoacremonium minimum UCRPA7 is the source of this 369-nucleotide messenger RNA. RefSeq lists its product as hypothetical. NCBI's taxonomy places the organism in Eukaryota, Fungi, Ascomycota, Sordariomycetes, Togniniales, Togniniaceae. The transcript has 2 exons. The record is from RefSeq and is a predicted model, not a curated record. The coding region runs from base 1 to 369 and encodes 122 amino acids.
AUGAACCAAUGGGGUAAAUUUUUCAUAGAGGGUGGGAAGAAAUUAGGUCGCACAUUCACUAUCAUUGAUGACGAUUUACAGCCAAAGGGAAUCACGGAUGCUGGGUUCACGAACGUCCAGACAUGGGACCUCAAGGCCCCUAUUGGCGCUUGGCCCAAAGACCGACGCCUGAAAGAGAUUGGCCAGUUCGCCCAGGCGGCCUUGGAACAAGAUUAUGAAGGCUAUGUCUCAUACAUGGCAAACAUAGUACUUGGUUGGUCUAUGGAUGAGGUCAGGGUUUAUUGCGCACACCUCAGGCGCGAGAUUCGAUCAGCUAAAUACCACGUGUUCUACCGACAAAGGGUCGUAUGGGCGCAAAAGCCGGAGUAG